AAUAGGAAACAGAGUUCUUAUUCAAGCCACUUUGUAAUGUCUCCUUCUACAAUUGAGAACUAGCUAAACAGAAUCUACGGAUGCUAAGCUAGUUGAUUACAAAAUGAUACUGAAAGCUCGAAUGCCUUAACAAGACUACAAUGGGGCUUUUAUACCCAUUGACAUGGUUACAAUGGAACUUAGUAAGAAAAGAAAAAAUUGUCCUUCACUUUCCUGCGAUUCUGCGGUUCAAACUCUCCAGACUCAUGUGGGCCUUCGUCACUUGUUUGUCCUAUACAAAGUGACUGUACUCUUGGAAGGAAUAGCAAGAAAGUUUAUGCUGCAUGCGCAAGCCAGGGCUCACACCAGGAAGAUCAAAGCCAAACCCACUUCCCUUCUUCCACUUCCUUCAUGUGGGUUUUCUCAAAUUUUCACUUUGUCUAUCUUAUUUUGUUUGAAUUUCAGUUAUUGUUUAUGGGUUCGUCUUAUUUUGCUUAAAUUUGAUUCAUUUAGAUCAGAUAAGAGUGAAAAUUUAGACUAUCUUCCGAGUUUUUAAGGGAAAUGUAGAGUUGUCUUGUUAAUUGGAUUGCUUUUUAGAAUGUUAUGGUCUUAGUUUGGAGAUAGCACUCACUUUUGAUGAAUCAUCCGAAAGAUGACAGUAAAUCUUGGUAAGUGAAAUUAGUUUUGGUUUGCGUACUCUUAAAUAAAUUUUCUCAUGGACUUUCCAAUAGAAGCUUUUUUUUAUACGGCUGUCAUGCCAUGUCAUUGAUGAAAGAAAAUCCUUACGCGGUUUGGCCUUUAUUUCACAUUUAUUUACUAUAUUUAUUAUAAUUACAAUUCAGAUAAUCUAGUGAUAUAUUUUAGCCAAACGAUGUUAUGAAAUUUUAAAAGAUAUUAUGGAGUUAAUGAAAUUAAUUUUAUUGAGUAAUUUGGCCUACCUAUAUCAUUUGGUACUUAUAGGCAUAGGUAAGAAGAUUCAUUUUUUAUUUUGUUUUAUAGAGGUUUGUAUUGAGAUUGACAUUGCUCGGGGAUUCUUCAUUACGCUUGAGCAACAAUAUUAAUUGGAGCUAUGAUUGCACCAAUUGUAGUGGCAUUGGCGGUGGGUUUUCUGGGGUGGGCUUUUCAGGCAUUGAAGCCUCCACCUCCCAAAAUAUGUGGAUCACCAGGUGGUCCUCCUAUCACUUCACCUAGGGUGAAACUCAAUGAUGGAAGGCAUUUGGCCUACAGGGAGGCUGGAGUUCCAAAGGAAGAAGCUAAGUACAAGAUCAUUGUUGUUCAUGGCAUUAACAGCUCAAAAGAUCUGAGUCUACCUAUUCCACAAGAACUUAUAGAGGAGCUAAAGAUAUAUCUCCUGUUCUUCGACAGAGCAGGUUAUGGAGAGAGUGAUCCAUAUCCUUCUCGCUCAGUGAAGAGUGAAGCAUUUGAUAUUCAAGAACUAGCUGAUCAAUUGCAGCUUGGGUCUAAAUUUUAUGUAUUUGGACUCUCAUUGGGAGCUUACCCUAUUUGGAGUUGCCUGAAGUACAUACCACAUAGGUUGUCAGGAGCUUCCUUGGUUGCUCCUUUUUUGAACUUCUGGUGGCCUAUUUUUCCAGCCAAUCUAUCAAGAGAGGCAUUUAGGAGACUGCCUUCAUCGUACCGAAGGACACUUCAGAUUGCACAUUACACUCCUUUGCUAUUCUAUUGGUGGAUGACUCAGACAUGGUUCCCUUCAUUGACCACGGAUGAAGGAGCAAUGUUCGGCGACCAAGAUUUAGAGAUCGUGAAGAGUUUGUUAGAGGCUCCAAGUGUAGGCCAGGAAAAGAUAAAACAGCAAGGUGUUUAUGAAUCACUGCAUCGAGAUAUAUUGGCUGGUUAUGGCAAAUGGGAAUUUGAUCUCUUGGACAUAAACAAUCCGUUCCCUGACAAUGACGGUGCAGUUCACAUUUGGCAGGGCUAUGCAGACAGGAUCGUUCCUUUUAAGCUCACCCGUUAUAUUUCAGAGAAGCUUCCAUGGAUUCGUUAUCACGAGGUUCCUGAUGGAGGGCAUCUGAUGUUCUUCAAAAGUGAAACAUGUGAAGCCAUUUUAAGGGCACUUUUGCUUGGAUAAACUUCUCUUUUUGAGGCAAACUACUAUGGUAUCUCACUAAAAAUAAACUCUUUGAUGUUUCCUGCUUUUGUAUUGCUUCUAUACUGCUAUGGUGGUAAUGUAAAUGGAGAAACU
Corylus avellana is the source of this 2179-nucleotide messenger RNA. The record is from RefSeq and is a predicted model, not a curated record. NCBI's taxonomy places the organism in Eukaryota, Viridiplantae, Streptophyta, Magnoliopsida, Fagales, Betulaceae.